Messenger RNA from Penicillium salamii, 1902 nucleotides. NCBI's taxonomy places the organism in Eukaryota, Fungi, Ascomycota, Eurotiomycetes, Eurotiales, Aspergillaceae. The record is from the annotation of a GenBank genome assembly.
AUGUCGUACUACGACGACCGUCGCUAUCAACCCCGCGACCGCUAUGCGCGCCCAGUCAGCUACGCUGAUCCGUACGAUGAUCCUCGCCGCUAUGCAAGGCACGAGCGCGACUAUGUACCCCGCAGAAGUGAUGACUCGUUCGUCGAGGAAGUCCAACGUGAAUACCCACCAGGCUCAGACUAUGGUUACGAGCGCCGGUACACGAGACGACCAACACGACCAGUCCAAGAGACUGUGCGCCGCUCUUCCUCUGUCAGCGGCUACGAUCCUUACUACGAUACACGCUCCCGUCCUCGUCGCACAAGGCACCACGAGGAAAAACGCUCUCGUCGCUCCAGAUACGAAUCUGACUCUUCUCCAAGUCGCUCCCCACCCCGCCACAGACGCAAAAAGUCAUUUAGCGAGCAAGCCCUGGGCGCCUUAGGCCUCGGUGGUGCUGCCGCAGCGUCUGGUCAUAGAGACCACAGAGACCGUGGUCGUGACCGCUCCCGUCAUCAUCGCAACAGAUCAUAUUCCCGAUCACCAUCAGACUCACGCAGUCGCCAUCGUGGCAGUGCCCGUGAUAAGAGCCAGCAACGCAUGGUGCAAGCUGCUCGAGCCGCCCUGACAGCCGGUGCAGUUGAAGCCUUCAAGCAACGCAAAGAGCCCGGUGAAUGGGCAGGCACCAAGGGAAAACGUGUCCUUACUGCGGCAGUCACUGCGGGCGGGACAGAUGGUCUUGUCGAUAAAGAUCCCAACAAGCAUGGCACGCGCCACGUUGUCGAGUCCACCCUUGCCGGUCUGGCCGCUAGCCAUUUCAUGGGCGGCGGUUCACGAUCCCAAUCUCGCGGUCGAAACUCGGCCGGCAAUGGCCUGAAAAACCUUGCUGCUACGGGUGCUAUCACUGCUGCUGGAAAGGAAAUCUUUGAUCGGGUCUCGCGAUCUCGAUCUCGGCCUCGCGGUCGUCAUGAUUCCCGCAGCGAUGAUGAUCGUGGAUCCGGGAAGCGAAGCAAGAGUGUCCAGGACUACAUUACCAAGGGAAUAGCGGCCCUAGGACUGGGCGAGCAAGAGGAUCGUCGUCACGAUGAUCGGCGUCGAGACAGCAGCGACCGCAGCAGAGACACCAGAGAUGAUCGACGAGACCACCGAGAGUACCGAGAGCACCGAGACCACCGGGGAAAUGGAAGAGAUGAUCGAGAGCGGCGUCAUCGCCGAGACCGAUAUGACGACUCGGGUUCAGAUUCGGAAAGUGACUAUUACAGCAGGGACUCACGACGAGGCAGAGGCUCGAGAGAUGUAGGUCGAACCCGUUCAUUGAACGGCGGUCAAAACCCCCCUUAUGGAUCGGCGCGCAGUGGUCCAACCAGUGCUCCGCGCGAUGCCACGCAGCGCGGCCACUCAAACUCCGAGAGUGAUUCUGACUUAGGCGACAGUUCUGACGAGAAGAAGAGAAGCAAGAAGAUGAAGCGAGAUCUGCUUGUGACGGGCGGCUUGGCUAGUGUUGCUACCAUCCAUGCCGCCCAUGGUUUAUAUGGAAGUGUGGAGAAACGAAAGCAGCGCAUGCAGCAGUUGAAGGAGGGCGAGAUCUCACCCGAGGAAGCCCGGAAACGUCGCAUCAAAGCUAACACCAUGGACGCCGUGAGUAUCGGUCUUGCGGCCCUUGGUAUCAAGGGUGCCUAUGGGGAGUGGAAGGAAGUGAAUGAGAAACGGAAGGAAACCAACCAUUUCCAUGACGAGUGUGUUCACCGUGCCGUGAAGCGGGAAUUGCGUCGUGCCCAGAGUCAGAGCACGCCUGCACGAAGUCGAUGGCCCGAUGAGAUUGAAUAUGCUCCUUCUUCGAAUGAUUCUUGGAAGGAACACACUCCAAUUUACCGUGAUGGAAAUCCUUAUGGAGCUCAUGAGGCGCCGCAGAUUUCUUAUUAG